Trichogramma pretiosum is the source of this 3912-nucleotide messenger RNA. RefSeq names its product zinc finger CCCH domain-containing protein 14 (gene Nab2). Gene Ontology annotation, cellular component: nucleus; cytoplasm. Gene Ontology annotation, molecular function: metal ion binding; poly(A) binding. NCBI's taxonomy places the organism in Eukaryota, Metazoa, Arthropoda, Insecta, Hymenoptera, Trichogrammatidae. The record is from RefSeq and is a predicted model, not a curated record. Gene Ontology annotation, biological process: regulation of mRNA stability. The transcript has 3 exons. Bases 420 to 3284 code for a protein of 954 amino acids.
AGUCGCACCAGAGAGUCAUUUGUGGAUCGUAAGCAUUAGAGGACGCAUUGAUUUACGGUAUAUAUACACACACCGCCGCAUUAUUCGUGUGUCCUGUGCGUUAAGCUCCUGACUGACGACGUUGCAGCUCGUGCCAUACAUUCCAGUUCCAGUUGAUACUGUGCAAGUACACAAAACCUAUAUAAUCGUGACUGCAGAGUGCAGACAAUUCAGUUUUGUGUGUGUUAGAUAAAAGAUCCAUCAUAAACAAGGCGAUGAGACGUUAGUCUGGCCUCGACGGACACAUUUAUUGACUCUCGUCGAAAAGGAUUUAUAACAGUUUUUUUGUAGUGCCUGGACUAGUGAUCGAGUUCUUUUUUGCGUGGGCAACUUAAUUAUCUUGAGCUAUUAAUUUGAUCCAAAAAAGUGAGGUUAUAAAAAUGGAUAUACGAGGUGUUGAAGUUACCAACCAAUUGAGAAGUGCCAUUCGAGCAAAACUACUUGAGCUUGAAGUACGUUAUGAUGAUGAAUUACCAGAUUAUAUAUUAGUAAUGGUUGUUAACAAAAAAACUAGAGAACAGAUGAACGAAGACUUGAGUUUGUUCUUGGAAAGUUCAACUGGACAAUUUGUGGAUUGGUUGCAUGAUCAAGUAUUGAAAAAAUUACAAAAAGUUACCGUCAGUAAAAAGAAAGAGAAAAAUAAUAAAGAUUCUGCAGUUGCACAAGUCAAAUCAGAAGCUGAUAAAGAAAAAGUCAAAUCUGAAAAAACUGAAAGUCCAUCAAAACCCAAAACAAAAGUUGAAAGAGAUGCGGAAUUUGAUGAGCUUGUUGGAGACUUAACUUUUUUGAGUGAAGCAGCUGAUAAAACGCAAUCAAAAGAAAAUAAUAAAGCUGAAAAUCAUUCAAGCCCAGAUAAGUCAAACAGCAAUUCAAAACAAUUGGAAAAACAAGAUGUUUCUAGUUCUACUGCUGUAACAAAUAAAUCUACAGAAGAAUCUUGUACUCCUCCUAGACCAGUAGAUGCCAGUAUUACUGCUUUAAUACCUGAAAAAAAUAAAAUCGAUUCUAGAAAAAGAACAAAAAAUUCAUCACAUUCAUCUAAUGAAGAAACAGAUGAUGAUAGCCCGGUUUCUAAACGCUCUAAAAAUUAUAGCAAUGUACCAGCCAAAGAUGAUGUUCGACUUAAAUCAGCAGUUAUUAAACCAAGAAUUACUUCUGUUGUUUCUGUUAAAUCUAGAGUUGAUUUAAACAAGAAGUAUUCUCCUGUUAAAUUUCAUUCUGAUAGUCAUAGCUCUUCAACAAGCAGAAAUCAUCAAGAGUCAAAACGCAAAGAACUCUUUAGUCAAACAAGUAAUCAAAAUGAUACAGUAGACAAAAAGAGACAUCACCAUAAAGAGUCAAAUUCAGUCUUGAACUCAUGUGAUGAUAAUAGUCGUAAUAAAUUUAAUAAGAGUGAUGAUGAACAAGAAAAGACAAGAUCAUCAACAAAUAGACCUAGUACAAUCAAAUCAAGAUUAGGUACUAUUAUUAAUCAUAGAAGAGAAAAAUCACCUGUGGUAAAAAGUUCAAUUUCCAGUAAAGUUAUUGAUAAUCGUCCUACAAGCAAUAUUAAAAGCCGCCUUGGAAAAAAAACAAAGGAUAGUAAAGUCAUUACAAGCAUAGAAUCAAGAUUAUUCAAACUUGCUCAAAACGAUACAUUUGAAGAGGAAGAUGUUAUUAGUAACAUUUCUGAAUCUGAGAAAAUGAAUUCUCUUCGAUCAAAUAUUAUUCCUCCAAAGUCAAGCACAUUAAAAAGUAAAAUGUAUACUGGAUCUGAAGAAGAUGAAUCUAUGUUUGAAGAAGAAGAUGAUGACCAAUGUAAAGUUCCAAGUAAAAUAAUAGUAACGCCAAGACCACUACAGCCCCUACAACCAUCUCAAAAAAGGGCAACUCAAUCAUUACUUUUUAAAGCUGUAGCUGAAGCUAAUAAAUCAGUAGUUUUGCGAAAACAACCAGAUCCUUGUCUUAAGGAAAAAAGAGUACUCAAAAAGUCCAAAAUAACUCGUGAAAGACGUGGAGGACAAAUUGUUUCAAUUAAUCUUAACAAAAAAAAACGUUCAGCAGCAGAUAAAAUUAAAGUUGAACUAAAAAAUAAAAAAAAAUUGAAAUCCACUAGAAGAAAUGAAUCUCCAGAUAGUCCUGAUGAAAGUUUAAGUUUAGUGAAAUCUUUAUUUAAAAGAAGUGACAAUAAACAAAAGUUUGUAGUUACAAUGAAUGGUUUAAACAAUAAUAGUCCUGACGAUAAACCUAUAGAAGAUGAACCAUGCAUUGAAUUACUAGAUGACGAUGAUGAUGAAGAUUGGACUUUUCCUUAUGUCCCAUGUGAGCAAUAUGACUUCAAUGACGAAAAUGAUGAAGUCAUCAUAGACUGCGAAAUUGACCGUCAAAAAUCAGGAUCAAAAGUAGAAACUGAAUCUAAGUCCAAGAAACAUAAGCAUAAAAAACGUUCUUAUACUCCUGAAAAGAAGUCCAAAGAUUCAAAAUUAACAAAUCGUGAUAAAAAGAGCUGUGAGAGAGAAGAUUCUUACAAAUAUCAUCAAUCAAGUCAGAGCAUACAAUCAGUUGAUGAUUCUAUUAAAGAACCCGAGUAUGCAAUCAAUACAAUUGAUACUACAGGGCAAACGAUGCACCAGCCUGCCACAAACGUCAUAAGCUAUGUAGAAACAAACACGAAUCCUAUUCUGCAGCAGUUUAUUGCUUCAAACCACACUAAUUACCUAAAUUAUUCAACUGCCGAAGAUCCUUAUUCAAGAAAAAGGAAAAAUGUUAGUCCAAUUGUUUUUAAUAGAUCACGCUCGAAAAGUCCAAAAAUUUCAAGACACCAUCCAUACAGUACUUUGUCUAGACCUCAAGCUGGUAAUUCUGUACCUGCCGGAUUACGACUUGAUAAACGACCAAUUGUUAGUUCAGUUAUAAAAACUGUAGCCACGACAAAAACCACUGAACAGUGCAGGUAUUGGCCAACUUGCACAUUGGGCUCAAAGUGUGCCUAUGUUCAUCCACCAGUAUUGUGCAGUUCUUUUCCCAACUGUAAGUUUGGUGAUAAGUGCUCUUAUAAGCAUCCAAACUGUAAAUUUGGCAUAGCUUGUACAAAACUGGGGUGCAAAUUUUCACAUCCACCAAAGCUUUGCAAGUAUCAUCCUUACUGUAUGAAACCAGGAUGUCCAUUUUCUCAUCCCAAAAAGAAGAUGAUCCCGAGUGGUCUGGCACCAACUCCAGAUUUAACAGAGAUGAGAGCCAAGUUUACUUGGACAAAAAAAGAUUAGUAUAGUUACUGUUGAAGUAAUUUACUUCGACAAAAAUUACGUUAAAAUUCGCGCAAUCGUUUAGGUAACAUACUGUUUUAAAUAUUCAAGCUUCUUUUUUAAAGCAAAGCUCACAAAUUUUCCAAAAAUACCUUGGAAUGUGUAUAAAAAUUAUUAGUUUUAAGUGUAUGUACAUUUGCGAGUGAUAUUAAAGGUAAAAUAAUUAUCUUUAAUAAAAAAAACAUUGAGAUUCAAUGUUGAAUUUAUAGUCUUUUUCUUUUGAUGAGAACUCUUAUAAAUGUAAUAAUGUAAAAUUAUGUCUGAUUUUAGCUAUUUAAAAAAUUAAAUGAAGAAAUUUUUCAUUAACUUCGUGAAGGAUAAUAAGAUUUAUUAUCUCAGUAACUAAUUGUACAGUAAAAUAUAACAGCGUAGAUGAAAAAUCACUGUUUUAUCUACAGGAUAGUUAAGUUCUAAUAUCAAAUAUUGUAACAGAAAAAAAUGUAAAGAAAAAUCGAUGAUCAUGAAUUGAUUAUUACAAAAAACCAUGCCUUAAAUAAUAGGCUUUGUAUGAUUCAUUAGCUCAUAAGUUUAGUAUGAUACUGUUCACGAUGUAUAAAAUGAUUUGAAUAAAAUUUCAUAAUCCUGUAAA